Molecule: messenger RNA, 1721 nt
Organism: Lampris incognitus (smalleye Pacific opah)
Lineage: Eukaryota; Metazoa; Chordata; Actinopteri; Lampriformes; Lampridae
Product: nuclear distribution protein nudE homolog 1-like
Exons: 9
Coding region: 187-1224 (345 amino acids)
Biological process (GO): establishment of mitotic spindle orientation; chromosome segregation; vesicle transport along microtubule
Cellular component (GO): kinetochore; kinesin complex; centrosome
Molecular function (GO): microtubule binding
Source: RefSeq, a predicted model, not a curated record
UACGAACCUUGGAAGCAGCGUAAGCGUACGUUAAAUAUGAGCGUUCUAAAGUGAAUGUAACUUUCGAACCGUCUUUGUUUUUAACCUUUGUUGUUCUACGAUAUUGAAUAUUCUCGCAUAAAGGUGAGGUUUGGGUAGCGAUCUCAUCUCUCAUCUUGUUAAUCAGAAAGACCUAAACAGGUAGACAUGGGUGAGCCAGAAACGCAUAAGUUCGCGUCAAUACAAGAGGAACUGGUUUUCUGGAAGGAGCAGGCACAGAGUCAUCAUCAAAGGGCCGAGGAGGCUCAGGAGGAGCUGCAGGAGUUCCAGCAGAUGAGUAGGGACUAUGAGGCAGAGCUGGAGACAGAGCUGAAGCAGUGUGAGGCCCGGAACAAAGAGCUGCUCUCGGACAACAAUCGGCUCCGCAUGGAAUUGGAGAGCAUCAAGGAGAAGUUUGAAGCACAGCAUUCUGAAGCAUUCCGGCAACUCUCAAACCUAGAGGGAGAUCUGGCUGAGACCUCAGCAAUCAGAGACCAACUCCAGAAAUACAUCAGAGAGCUAGAGCAGUCCAAUGAUGAUCUGGAGAGGGCCAAGAGGGCUACCAUCAUGACUUUGGAGGACUUCGAACAGAGGAUGAACCAAGUCAUUGAGAGGAAUGCUUUCUUGGAGAGUGAGCUAGAUGAGAAAGAAAACCUACUUGAGUCUGUCCAGAGGCUCAAAGAUGAAGCCAGAGACCUUCGCCAGGAGCUGGCUGUGAGACAGAAGGAGCGGCGGCCCUCCAGCAGCCUCGGAAAAGAUCCAGAUAAAACGGAGUUUCCACGCUCCUCACCCGGCAAUCCCUCUGUCCCUGUCACGCCCUCCAAACCCAUCACCUCCUUUGCCACACCCCCUGCAUCCAGCAUCCGACGUGGUGAUGGCCUAACCGGGACUCCACUCACUACAUCAGCUAGAAUAUCUGCACUCAACAUUGUUGGAGAGUUAUUAAGAAAAGUUGGGAACCUGGAGUCAAAGUUAGCUUCGUGUCGAGACUUUGUGUAUGACACUUCCACUACUAGGCCGGCACUUCAAGGUGGUCCUGGAACUCCCUCUGGUAUAGAAGGAGGCCCUGAGCAUCAGGCCAGUAGUAUGAGCCCUCCUCCACAAUAUGACAGCCUAGUGAAGCGGUUAGAGUUUGGGCCAGCAUCUCUUAGGGGCAUCACCCAGGGUUCCCAGUCUCCACAGGGCGGGGUCAAGAUCCUUCUAUGAAGCACAUCUUACUGAGCCACCCCACUCCCAACAACAUGAACUAUGUGAACCAGAAAGCCACCUCCCUUGCUCCUUACUCAUCAGCUCCUGUUUUUUUCUUUUUUUGCAUUUUAUUAGACAGCAAUAGUGAAGAGGCAGAUGGGAAAUGGGAGAGAGAGGUAUGACAUGCAACAAAGGUCAGCGGCUGGAAUCAAAUCGUUUGACGGUUGCAGCUGUGUGCUGUAACCAUUGAGCUAUGGAGGUGCCUGUGUAAUUGUAGCAAUAGUAGAUCUUCAGAUUUUACAGAUACUAGACACAGUUCAUAGUGUUAUUUCUGUAGUUACUUCAGGGUCUGUAUUAUAGCUGUCUUGCCUGAAAAACACUGCACCGUAAACUGGGACUAGGCUCACCCACGGUGCACUUAUACUUACCUGCAAGCUCUCACCAUUGUGGGCGCCCCCCCCCCCCGUUCAGGGAUGGUUGUUCCCUCUUCACAGAGCUGGCCUCUGACUCCCCGU